CGGAAAACACGCUUUUCUCCUGUUCCCGCCGCAUUCCGCGUUCUAAUUGAUUUAUUAGUCAUCCAACCACUAGGAUUAAUUUUCACUCUACCUUUGUGACGUAAUAAUCUGAUACUGCGUUAAUUGUUGCGAAAGUGAACGGUUUUGCUAGUGAAACGUUGAAGGAUGAUCACGAGCUCGUCUGUGGUGAUUUCCUUCGAAAGCCCAGUCUGUGCGUGAGGAAUCGUUGAAUUCGUGCGGAAGCGGGUUCUGCGAGGACUCUGUACAUUCCUGCACCAUCGCUGGUCUGAACUAACAUCCCUAGCGUAGCGUGUAUAGUUAUACUGCCCCUGAAAGUGAUCUGCGAUGGGUUCGUACCUGUCUUCACCCGUUCGCGACAAGCAUUCCGAGGACGCCACGGGCGCCAGCGGACUGCGUAUUGGCACGUGCGAGAUGCAGGGCUGGCGGAUUUCUCAAGAGGACGCUCACCUGGCCCUUCCCGACUUCGACCGGGAGCGGCGCGCCAUGCUGUUCGCCGUGUUCGACGGGCACGGCGGCUCGGAAGUGGCCAAGUACGCCGCGCAGUACCUGCCCAACCAUCUGAAGUCCCUGGCCAAGUAUCAGGAGGGCAAGUACGAGGAGGCCCUGGAGGAGGCCUUCCUCUCCUUCGACGCCACCCUCAAGGAGCCCCACGUCCAGAAGAUCCUGCGCGCCCUCUCCAAGGACGACUCCGACAAUGAGGCCCACGCAUCCGAGGGCAGUUCGGACGACGAAGACCUGGCCGGGCUGAUUGACGACGCGGACACGCCGAUCGACGAGCUGGCGCUGCGCUACCCGGCGGCGACGCUGCAGCGCAUGCUGCAGGGCCGCAUGGACGUGACCAGUCUGCUGCAGAACAUGGCCGAGCGCAUGACGGAGGAGGAGGAGUCGGAGAGCGAGGACAGCGAGGAAGAGGAGGGGGACGACGAGGACAGUGAGGAUGACGCCAAGGAGGACGUGGAUUCGCAGGCCGAGCUCACCGAGUCGCAGUCAGAGGAUGAGGAGCACAAGGACAAGGAUAAGAACGGGCCGGCCAAGAACAAGAAGAAGGCCAACGUCCGUCUGGAGCAUCUCCACGAGGGCGCCGGCGAAGCUGGCGACACUGCUGCCAGCGGAGUGAAUGGUCCAACUUCGGCUGUAAAGGAAGAUGACAAACAGACUGUUGUGAAUGAAGUGAACGGACCCACUACCUCGGAGGAAAAGAAAACAGACGAAAAUGAAAAAAGCGCGCGGGAUGAGGUGGACGCGGCGACGGCUAAACCAUCCGCGGAGAAAGUGGACGCACCGCAUCUGGAGAACGUGCAGGCCGGCGGGGGGUCCGGGGAUUUGGCGGUGUCGGCGGCCGCCGCGGCCCGGCCGACGUUGAUCUCAUCGGUGGAGACGAGCGUGAUCGUCAGCGUGGGCAAUCCGCCGCCCGUGCACAAGCCCAACAUCCGCCCGGCGGUCAUCCCGCACUCGCGCAUCAUCGACGACGACGCCGCCGCUUCGUCGUCCUCCGCUGCGGGAGCGGGGGCUCCGUCCAGUUCCGGGGGUGAAGGGGACGCCGAGGCCGACACCGCGGACGAUGAUUACGAUCCGCAUUGCGACGAGGAGAUGGAGGAUGAGGACGACGAGGAGGAGGAGGAAAUGCAUCCGGCGGUGGCGCGUCGUCUGCAGUUGCAGAGUGAAUUUCUGGAGUGGAGCGGCGGCGGUCGCGCGGUGCCGGGCUACGAUAGUGGCGCGACGGCCUGCGUGGCGCUGGUGGUGGACAACGUGCUGUACGUGGCCAACGUGGGCGACUCGCGGUGUGUCGUGUCGAAGAUGGGCGAGGCCAUCGAGAUGUCGCACGACCACAAGCCGGAGGACGCCCUGGAGACCGAGCGGAUUAAUCGCGCCGGAGGGAAGGUCACCGCCGACGGCCGCGUCAACAAUGGUCUCAAUCUCAGCCGGGCGCUCGGCGAUCACAGCUACAAGCGGAACGAGAGCCUGUCUCUGGCCGAGCAGAUGAUCUCGGCCAAGCCGGACGUGCGCAAGUUGGAGCUGACCAGCGAGUUCCAGUACAUCAUGAUCGCCUGCGACGGCAUCUGGAAUUCCAUGGGCAGUCAGACCGCCGUGCAGUUCGUCGGCGAGCAUCUCUUCGAGCACAAAGAGCGCAACUUGUCCAAGACCUGCGAAGAGCUGUUCGACACGAUCCUGGCCCCGCACUCGGGCGGCGACGGCACCGGGAUGGACAACAUGACCUGCAUCAUCAUCCAGCUGCCGGGCGACGGCCUGACCACGCUGCCCGCCCCCACCAACGGCGUCCACGCCCAGCAACCCACCGCCACGCCCACCGUCAACGGCGCCGCCACGGCGAGCACGCUGAAACGUCCCGCCUCCGAGGAGCGCGAGGAAGCCGCCGACGCCGGCGUCAAGAAGGCCAAGGUGGACGCGGAGAACGGCGCCACCACCGCAAACGAGUCCAGCGUGUAACCGCCGCGCGCGGGCGGGCGCCGCGGGCGACAGAGUAUUCCGCAGAGUUUUUUUCUUUUUCGGCGCUUUUUCUCUCGCGUUUUUUGGUUAAUUUUUGUGUGGGGAUGUUGGUUGGCCGAUGGAGCUGGUAGUCAGAAGAAAAAGGAAUUUUCGAGGAUUACAAGAGAUUUGGUUUUUUCUGUGUCGCGUCCGUUUUAUUUUUCGCGCAGAUUAUGGUGGUGUUUAUUGCGGCGGAUUUGUUUUGGCAUCA
Messenger RNA from Paramacrobiotus metropolitanus, 2719 nucleotides. Its product is annotated as protein phosphatase ppm-1.G-like. NCBI's taxonomy places the organism in Eukaryota, Metazoa, Tardigrada, Eutardigrada, Parachela, Macrobiotidae. Gene Ontology annotation, molecular function: cation binding; protein serine/threonine phosphatase activity. Gene Ontology annotation, biological process: protein dephosphorylation. The record is from RefSeq and is a predicted model, not a curated record. The transcript has 11 exons. The coding region runs from base 346 to 2469 and encodes 707 amino acids.